AAAAAAAAUGCCAUGUGGGAGGGGCAGAGCUUUAUAAAACUAGUCAUUGCCAUGUCUGAACUCUAACAACACUCAGAAGACCGUUUCCUGUCAGGCAGAGAAGAACCAGAUUGAGACAAUGGAAGAACUUAAUGUGGCAAAUACAAUCUUUGCCCUCAAUUUCUUUAAGCACCUGGCAAAUACAAGUGCCAACACCCAGAAUAUCUUCUUCUGUCCCUGGAGCGUCUCCUCCACCAUGGCCAUGGUCUACCUGGGCGCCCGGGGAAAUACUGCAGACCAGAUAGCCCAGGUGCUUCAGUUUAACCAAGUUGGAGUCCACAAAGGCACCCCAGUGACCCAACAGAGUCUCACCAGUUGUGAUUUCACGCAGCAGAUCCAGAGGGACACCUAUCCUGAUGCUAUUUUGCAGGCACAAGCUGCCGGGAAAAUCCAUUCAUCCUUCCGUUCUCUCAGCAACGCCAUCAACGCGUCCACGGGGGAGUAUUUACUUGAAAGUGCCAAUAAGCUAUUUGGAGAGAAGUCUGCAAGAUUCAAGGAAGAAUACAUGCAACUCUCCAAGAAAUAUUACUCUACAGAACCCCAGGCAGUGGACUUCCUAGAGUGUGCAGAAGACACCAGAAAAGAGAUCAAUUCCUGGGUCAAGACCCAAACUAAAGGCAAAAUCCCAAACUUGCUACCUGAAGGUUCUGUUGAUGUAGACACCAAGAUGGUCCUGGUGAAUGCUGUCUACUUCAAAGGAAGGUGGAAGACUCCAUUUCAGAAGAAAUUAAAGGGACUUUAUCCUUUCCGAGUGAACUCGACUCAGCGCAAAUCAGUAGAGAUGAUGUUCCUGAAUGAAAAGCUAAACAUUGGAUACAUAGCAGACCUGAAGGUCCAGAUUCUAGAACUCCCAUAUGCUGGCGAUGUCAGUAUGUUCCUGCUGCUCCCAGAUGGAAUUGCUGAAUCCUCUACAGGCUUGGAGUUGCUGGAAAGUGAAAUCACCUAUGACAAACUCAACAAGUGGCUCAGUGAAGACACCAUGGCUGAGGAUGACGUGGUGGUGUAUAUCCCCGAGUUCAAAUUAGAAGAGCGUUAUGAACUCAAAACCAUUCUCACAAGCAUGGGCAUGGGCGAUGCCUUCAGCCAGGGCCGAGCCAAUUUCUCAGGCAUGUCGGGAAAGAAUGACCUGUUUCUGUCCGAAGUGUUCCAUCAGGCUUCAGUGGAAGUGAACGAGGAGGGCACUGAGGCUGCUGCUGGCACUGGGGCCAUCAUGACAGGAAGAACAGGCCACGGAGGCCCGCAGUUCGUGGCAGACCAUCCUUUCCUCUUCCUUAUCAUGCACAAGAUAACCAAGAGCAUCCUCUUUUUGGGCAGAUUUGCCUCACCCUAAAUUGAAAGUUUCUGUUUCUGCACAGGAAUUUGUAAAAUGAGUGUAAGCCUCAGGAUUUAUGCAAGUGCCAAAACUUCUCUGCAUGUUUCUGUUUUUCUGAAAAACUUUUAUUACAUACUACCUAGAUAACACAGACAUAGCGUGACAUCUGUGAAUCAUAACAUUACCCCCCUAUCAAUCAUUUGGCCUCCUAAAAUGGGAUGAUAUCUUAUUUAGUUCUUUCUAACUCUUGGUUUAUUUUAUAGCAUUAACUUUCACUGUAU
Molecule: messenger RNA, 1632 nt
Organism: Capra hircus (goat)
Lineage: Eukaryota; Metazoa; Chordata; Mammalia; Artiodactyla; Bovidae
Product: plasminogen activator inhibitor 2
Exons: 8
Coding region: 119-1369 (416 amino acids)
Biological process (GO): negative regulation of apoptotic process; negative regulation of endopeptidase activity
Molecular function (GO): serine-type endopeptidase inhibitor activity
Source: RefSeq, a predicted model, not a curated record